Messenger RNA from Exophiala bonariae, 1254 nucleotides. RefSeq lists its product as uncharacterized. The record is from RefSeq and is a predicted model, not a curated record. The transcript has a single exon. The coding region runs from base 1 to 1254 and encodes 417 amino acids. Lineage: Eukaryota; Fungi; Ascomycota; Eurotiomycetes; Chaetothyriales; Herpotrichiellaceae.
AUGAGCGAACAUGUUGCUUCUGCUAUACGUGCAAUUGGACUCAUCAGCUUGUCCAAGGCACACUUUUCCCCUGUUGUACAAAGAGAGGCACUCAAAGCCUAUAGUGUUGCUGUACGACGAUUGUCCGAUAAGCUCAAUUCCCCAUUCGCGACGGAAGAUGACACUCUUUUGGUAGCACUGCUACUUGACAGAUAUGAUGCAAUCGCCGGAACGGAGACAUGUGAUAGUCAGCAUUAUGAGACGACAGCUCAUCUAACCGGCGCUAUUGCGAUAUUCAAGGCAAAGGGGCUGUUGCAAUUCCAGUCGAGAUUGGGAAGGCGGCUGUUCCGCCACAUGGCGUCCCGCAACCUGGUCAAUUCUGCGAAGGUAGGUCAAAUGAUAUCGAGUGAUAUCAUAGCGCUGCACACAUUCAUGUCACGGAAUGUGAAGAAGGAGGAACGGCCCGCCUGGAUCAUGUCCAGUAUUGUGUCUCGGAUGGUUAACUUAAACGUGAAAUUGAGAUCCGGAAAUUUUCGUGGUCCUCAUGAGAUUGUCGCUUGGGCUUUGCAACUGGACCAAGAACUCGAGAAUCUUUUGCACAACAUGCCUGAGAAUUUCUCCUUUGACGUCCAAUAUAUCGGAAAAACUGAGUUUCCGGCCUCGGGAGGACGCUGUGAGAUUCACAAAGACUUUCGGAUCGCCCUGAUUUGGAAUUUGAUUCGAGCCAACAGAAUCCUCCUCAAUGAAAUGGCAUAUGCGCAGACACUAGAAAUGGAUAGGCCAGGCUUGGAUACGGAAAAAAAUAUUCUGGAAUUUCGGUCUGUGGCAGCUCGCAGUAUGGACGCCAUCAACGAGAUGGCGCUUGAGAUUUGUGCAACAGUCCCACAACAGGCAGGAUUUCUGAGGCCAUGGUUCGAAUCUCGCCUUGGAAUGGUGUCAACACUACAUACGACUACUGAAAGCUCUUCCUUAAUAGACAUUCAUACCAGAGCGCUAUCUCUAGGACCAGGAAAUCCGGCGUCAAAUGUGCUGCAAUUCCAGGGCUCGGCAUACUCACUCAUUUGGCCUCUUUAUGUCAUUGGCCGUUGUCCAGGCACACCAUUCCAUGGCUUUAUCCAGUGGGUCAUUGAGAAUCUGAAAUUUAUUGGCAAUACAUUUGGAAUCUCACAAUCGUUAACGUUAGCGCAAUCGCUGCAAAAGAAAGAUACGCUCCCCGUCUGGUCAGCAUAUGACUUUCUAGGAAGCUACAGUCGGCUCCCAGAAGAGAACGAUUGA